Molecule: messenger RNA, 1347 nt
Organism: Lathyrus oleraceus (garden pea)
Lineage: Eukaryota; Viridiplantae; Streptophyta; Magnoliopsida; Fabales; Fabaceae
Exons: 2
Coding region: 1-1347 (448 amino acids)
Source: RefSeq, a predicted model, not a curated record
AUGGAACUGGGAAGGAGGAAUACCAAGAAAUACACUUUCAAAUGUCCUGACUUAACAGAGUUGAAGAAGCUUGGUUUUAUGAUAGUUAGUCCAGAGGAUUUCAGAGCUAGUCCAGAGGAUUUCAGAGCUCAGUAUGGAAGACUUAUGGGUAUCUUGAAGAUCAAGGUUGAAGAUGGAGUUCUGAACACACUGGUACAGUUUUAUGAUCCACUAUACCAUUGCUUUAUGUUUCCAGACUACCAGCUUAUGCCUACUCUAGAAGAAUACUCUUAUUGGUUUAGUUUGCCAGUCUUUGACAAAUUACCAUUCAGUGGUUCAGAGAAGACCCCUACAUCAGCAGCUAUUGCAGAAGCACUUCACCUAGAAACGUCUGUUGUGAAGCACAACUUCACUAAAAAAGGAGGGAUUCUAGGUCUAACCUCUAGAUUCCUGUUGGAGAAAGCCUUUAUCUUUGCAGAAGCAGAUAGUAGAGAUGCCUUUGAAGACAUUUUUGCUCUACUCAUUUAUGGAAUUGUACUCUUCCCAAACAUUAAAGACUUCGUGGAUGUUAAUGCUAUACGAAUCUUCUUAAUUGAUAACCCAUUACCCAUAUUACUUGGAGAUACCUACCAUUCUAUCCAUCACAGGACUAAGAAAGGUGGUGAAACCAUUCUUUGUUGUGCACCUCUCCUAUAUAAGUGGUUUAUUUCUCACUUGCCCAGAUCCAGGCUCUUCAGGGAGAAUCCGCAGAAGCUCAGAUGGUCCCAAAGACACCAGUUAGGAUAUCCUAUGGCAGAUAAACCCAACAACCUUUUGUUGUCAAGUUUCUUUUACCUCAACGACGAAGAGAGUUCCGGUUUGAAGGAUAGAAUCAUACAUGCUUGGCACAACAUUCACAGAAAAGGAAAAGACCGAUUAGGAAGAAAGAACUGUGUUGCUUUUGAGCCCUACACCCGAUGGGUUUGUGCUAGAGCCAAUGAACUUAAGAUGCCAUAUGCUCUUGAGAAGCCCCCAUUUCCUUAUGCUAUAACAUCAUCAUCCACCAUUACUAUUGAGAAUAGGGAAGAGUUUCAAGAAAUUUUGGAUAGGUUGAAAUUGGAAAGAGACACUUGGGAAGGCAAGUACCAUGUCUUGAAUGAUAAGAAGAUGAAGAUGGAGCAACAACUAAAGGAGAAGGAUGAUUUGAUUGAGAUUUUGGAACAACAAGCUGUGAAGAAACAGGAGGAACAAGAAGGUUUACUUCUCUCUAAAGUCCAACCUUUUCAUGAAUACUCCAGCAUACCUCCCACCUCAGGUGCUUGGAAGGGAAUCGUCGACAAGCUUAUGAUCGAGAAUGCUCAGCUAAAGAGGCAAAAAAGGAAGCAUUAG